AUGGGCGGGGAGGCCCCGGAGCCGCGGCGGCUCAGCCGCGCGCUCAGCCUGGACGGCAGCGGCGUCCCGGAGGAGGCGCUGCACCUGGUGCUCGGCUACGUGGACGACCCGCGCGACCGCGAGGCGGCCUCGCUGGCCUGCCGCCGCUGGCACCACAUCGACGCGCUCACGCGGAAGCACGUCACCGUGCCCUUCUGCUACGCCGUGUCCCCGGCGCGCCUGCUCGCGCGCUUCCCGCGCCUCGAGUCGCUCGGGGUCAAGGGCAAGCCCCGCGCCGCCAUGUACGGCCUCAUCCCCGACGACUGGGGCGCCUACGCCCGCCCCUGGGUCGCCCAGCUCGCCGCCCCGCUCGAGUGCCUCAAGGCGCUCCACCUGCGCCGCAUGGUCGUCACCGACGACGACCUCGCCGCCCUCGUCCGCGCCCGCGGCCACAUGCUGCAGGAGCUCAAGCUCGACAAGUGCUCCGGCUUCUCCACCGACGCCCUCCGCCUCGUCGCCCGCUCCUGCAGAUCACUGAGAACUUUGUUUCUGGAAGAAUGUACAAUUACUGAUAAUGGCACUGAAUGGCUCCAUGACCUUGCUGCCAACAAUCCUGUUCUGGUGACCUUGAACUUCUACUUGACUUACCUCAGAGUGGAGCCAGCUGACCUCGAGCUUCUCGCCAAGAAUUGCAAGUCACUAAUUUCGUUGAAGAUUAGCGACUGCGACCUUUCAGAUUUGAUUGGAUUUUUCCAAAUAGCUACAUCUUUGCAAGAAUUUGCUGGAGCGGAAAUCAGUGAGCAAAAGUAUGGAAAUGUUAAGCUUCCUUCGAAGCUUUGCUCCUUCGGACUUACCUUCAUGGGGACAAAUGAGAUGCACAUAAUCUUUCCUUUUUCUGCUGUACUCAAGAAGCUGGAUUUGCUGUACAGUUUCCUCACCACUGAAGAUCAUUGCCAGCUCAUUGCAAAAUGUCCAAACCUACUCGUUCUUGCGGUGAGGAAUGUGAUUGGAGAUAGAGGAUUGGGGGUUGUCGGAGACACAUGCAAGAAGCUACAAAGGCUCAGAGUUGAGCGAGGGGAAGAUGAUCCUGGCAUGCAAGAAGAGGAAGGCGGAGUUUCCCAAGUAGGCCUAACAGCGAUAGCCGUAGGCUGCCGUGAACUGGAAAACAUAGCUGCCUAUGUGUCUGAUAUCACAAAUGGAGCCCUGGAGUCCAUCGGAACGUUCUGCAAAAACCUCCAUGACUUUCGCCUUGUCCUGCUUGACAGACAAGAGACGAUAACAGAAUUGCCGCUGGACAGCGGUGCACGCGCGCUGCUGAGCGGCUGCACCAAGCUUCGGAGGUUCGCUCUGUACCUGAGACCAGGGGGGCUUUCAGAUGUAGGCCUCGGCUACAUCGGGCAGCACAGCGGCACCAUCCAGUACAUGCUUCUGGGUAACGUCGGGCAGACGGAUGGUGGACUGAUCAGUUUCGCAGCCGGGUGCCGGAACCUGCGGAAGCUUGAACUGAGGAGCUGCUGCUUCAGCGAGCGGGCUCUGGCCCUCGCCAUACGGCAAAUGCCUUCCCUGAGGUACGUGUGGGUGCAGGGCUACAGGGCCUCUCAGACCGGCCGCGACCUCAUGCUCAUGGCGCGGCCCUUCUGGAACAUCGAGUUCACGCCUCCCAGCACGGAGACCGCGGGCCGGGUGAUGGAAGACGGGGAGCCCUGCGUUGACAGGCAAGCUCAGGUGCUGGCGUACUACUCCCUCUCUGGGAAGAGGUCCGACUACCCGCAGUCUGUUGUGCCUCUGUAUCCUGCGUGA
Messenger RNA from Triticum turgidum subsp. durum (durum wheat), 1779 nucleotides. The record is from the annotation of a GenBank genome assembly. Lineage: Eukaryota; Viridiplantae; Streptophyta; Magnoliopsida; Poales; Poaceae.